AUGUCGCUCCAGACGUCUCUCUACCACGCGGAUUCAGAUGCGGAUGAUGAAUACGAACGCAGUGUCAUCACCUCGCCGCACCUUCAGACAGACUCGGAAGCGUCUCCGACCGACUCCAGCAUCCCUUCGUCAGAACAUACUCCCACACGGUUUGGAAGCGAAGGCCCACGCACACCGAAAUCACUCAUCUCGCAAUGGACCGUUGACGAAUGCGUGGACUUUCUCACGUCCCUGGGCUUGCUCCAAUACUGUGGUACCUUUCGAGAGAAUGCGAUCGUGGGCGAAGCACUCAUCGCCUUGCGUCACGACGAACUGAAAGAGAUGGGAAUCAACAGCGUGGGCCACCGUCUCACCAUCUUGAAGAGUGUCUACGAGAUCAAGAUUCGGCAAUGUGUUCCUCUUGAGGUGGACCAUUACAUUCCAUUAUCUGCUGAUCAGAGUAUGAACGAGAAUGCGUCACAAGAGGACAUUGCGCGGUUGAUUCAGUCAAUCCAGCGCCGUGACGAAAGAAUUGUUACGGUCGAGACGGAAAUGCAUCGACUAGCGGAAGAUUACCGGCGCCUUCGAGAGGAGAUCUUGCCGCUCAUCAAGACCAUCAAGGACCGAUCCCAGCCUCUUCCCCCUCCAUCAAGUCAUGGUACAUCGUCGGAUACGUUUCGCGACAGCACGACUCUAACCUCGUCCUCAAUUCUCACCCUGGGCGAUAACUCCACUGGUUCAAAAAUACACCGAGCCUUCUCCAAGCGCGCCUACGGCGGAGGCACCACCCCCAAGACGAGUUCACCCACCCACAUCCCGCCCUCCGUCUACGAGGGCCGCAACUACCAUGACCAUCAAAAUCUCGACCCUUCUGCCGCCGCUUCCUUAACGAGUGGCUUGCAGCACUCACCCGGCAUCCCCUCGCCCACCUCUCCGCAUACCCACAUCUCUCAACAACAGACCCUCAACCCACGAUCCUACACGCAGCCGGGCUCUGGCGGCCGCAACAUUCACGACCAGUCCGAGGAGCUUCUGCAACGCUCUGCCUCUCGGGCUGAUCGACAUGGGCCAAGCCAGCAACCUUCUCGCACGGAGACACCGUCUGGGUCGCGUGAUUCAGCAGCUCCUUCUGGGCAUCCCACGAGCGGCGAGAUCUUCAAGUCAUUCCGCGUCUCCUGGGAGGAUCCUUGCUACAAAGUGCUCCCGGCUGCAUUGAAAAAGUACAACAUUCAUAGCGAUCCCAAGUCCUACGCCCUCUACAUCGUCUAUGGGGACCAAGAAAGGUGCCUGGCAUUAGACGAGAAGCCCUUGAUGCUCUUCAAGCAACUUGAGAAGGAAAAUCGCAAGCCCAUGUUCAUGUUGCGAAAAAUUAACAACUCAGAAAACCUGCUCCCAGGUUCAGCACCGAACAGCGCAGGGUUCGAGAACGGACGCCUUCAAGCACAAAUCAACCUUCCCGGUGGAGUCUUGUGA
Messenger RNA from Penicillium diatomitis, 1452 nucleotides. Its product is annotated as adaptor protein STE50. The transcript has 3 exons. Bases 1 to 1452 code for a protein of 483 amino acids. Gene Ontology annotation, biological process: signal transduction. Gene Ontology annotation, molecular function: protein binding. Lineage: Eukaryota; Fungi; Ascomycota; Eurotiomycetes; Eurotiales; Aspergillaceae. The record is from RefSeq and is a predicted model, not a curated record.